ACUUAUCAUUGAAGAAGCUGAAUCGUGGUAGCAACAGAAAUCUCUGUUUCAAGAAUAUUGAGUUUGCCAUGAAAGAAUAUUCGAACAUUUGCAUUCUUUUCAAGGAAAAGUAAUUUGCAGCAGUAAAGCAUGUUGAAAGCAGACUCCAUUAGUACACUGAGUGAUCGUGAAGAUAAUAUUGAUGAUCUGGAUGGCUCUCUCCUAUGGUCCCAAGAAGAGGCACUCUCCACCAGUGAAAUAUUGGAAUUACCCAUUCAAGAUCAAAGAGAUAAUAGUUUAGCGGUUUUUUGUCGAUUAUGCGCUGGUCGAACCAAUAACCCCGUAUACAUUUAUUCUGAACUGGGAGAAUCGAUGAAACUGGCGCAUAAAAUGAAUACAUGUUUAAGCAUUAAGAUUAGAAAAACGGAUCCGUUACCAAAGCAGCUUUGCCUGACUUGCGUUGAGAAGAUAAACUGGUGCGACGAGUUUGACACGCAAUGUAUCAAAGCAGAGGAAACCCUGUUGGCAACGCUAAAGAACAGACAAUCCUUCAACUUCUCCCAUCAUGAAAGUCAAGUCUCAUCCGAUCGGCAGACCUGUCCCUUGUGUACGGAGGGCUGCAUGAACACGUGUGAGGACGCGUCUCAGGACGCGAAGAUUGCGGAGUUAUACGGGAGCGACGUGAUUCUGGAAAGCAGCGACGAAGAAAAUGUAUUUAAUAAUGCGAGAGUCGACAAGGAGAGCGGAAAUCGUUCGGUCAUGUUGCAGUGUCUGGGAAACAGACAAAAGUACUUGAAAUGCGGGGCGUGCAUGAACCUCUAUCACACCAAGGAGACCCUGGACGGCCACAAGUGCAAACCCAGCGUGCAGAGCACGACGAGGCCGUACAAGUGUCUCACGUGCGAUGCGACGUUCACGUUCGAGGAACGGCUGAACUUCCACAUGCAGUUCCACAAGGGCGCGAAAGCGCUGUACUGCGACGUCUGCAAGAUAACGUUCGGUAAAGAGCUGAAGCUGUUCUAUCACUACAAGAGAUACCACUCGGGGGACAUCAGCGUCUCGUGCUUGCAGUGCGGGAAACUGUUCGAGGACCAGGAGGCGUUGCGGGUGCACGUUUGCGCGGACGGUAAGAGUCGGCCGCACAUCUGCGAGGUGUGCAACAAGGGCUUUUCCGACGGCUACACCCUGAAGCGUCACGUAGUGACGCACUUGCCCGAGAAACCGUACAAGUGCUCGCAGUGCUCGAAGAGCUUUACGCAGAAGUCGCGAUUGAACAAGCACACCGUGAGCCACUGCAUCGUCAUCGAGAACAGCCAGACGGUGUGGAAGUGUGUCCAGUGUGGCGAGGCGUUCGUCUCCUGCGACGACGCCGAUGCUCACUAUAAGGUACACGAGGACAAGAUCACGCUGAUCGAGGAGCUGUCGACGUCGAAGCUGUACCACUGCGAGUUUUGCAACGGCCACUUCGCCGACGUGGACAACCUGAAGACGCACCAAGCUCUACACGUCGUCGAGAGACCGUACACGUGUAACACGUGCAAAACCGCUUACAAGUCCUUCGCCGAGGCCGUCCUGCACUGGAAGGAGCAUCCGAGACUAUUCAAAGUCCUCAUCGUCUUCCUGUGCGACAUCUGCAACAAGGACAUGAAGGAAUUAUCCUUGCUGUACAAGCAUAAGCGAAAGCGGCACAGCUACGCACCCAGGUCGUCCGAGGCGGGCAGCGCGAAGUACAUCUGCGAGCUCUGCGGCAACGCGUUCGACAGCAGUGAACACAUGCAGGACCACGGGCGAGACCAGUGCUCCAAGUUUCCCUGCGACAUUUGCGGCAGUUUGCUGCCCACGGCGAACUCGCUUAACGCGCACGAGAGACGGCACAACGGACUGCGGCCGUACGUGUGCAACAUCUGCGGCAAGAGUUACACUCAGUCGAGUCACAUGUGGACCCACAAGAGAUUCCACAUGGGCGUAAAACCUUACGCGUGCCAGUACUGCGACCAGCGUUUCACGAUCAAGCCGGACCUGGCGGACCACACGAGGAAGAAGCACACGAGGGAGAGGCCGUUCAAGUGCGACGUGUGCAACAAGGCUUUCCUCACCGGGUCCGUGUUCUAUCAGCACAGGUUGAUCCAUCGGGGCGACCGUAGGUACAAGUGCCACUACUGCGAGAAGGCGUUCACCCGCACCGAGGCUUUGAAUAAUCACAUCAAGAUACAUACCGGGGAGAAGCCGCACGCGUGCGACGUGUGCGGCAGAUGCUUCCGGCAGAAAGGCGACAUGCGGAAGCACAGACGUACCCAGCACGAUUCCAAGCAAGACGCAUCUUGAAAGCUGUGCACCUAGUGCAAAAAACGUUCCGUUACGCUUGCAUUAAUCUGCGACUUUAAGUAAUUAAUUAUAUGUACAUAGCGAUAUAUUUAUGCAAACUGAUAUUACACUAUACGCCAAAUAAUAAAAGUGCUCCGGAAUAUAAUUUUAUAUCCCGUUAUCACAAAGUAAUAUAAAAUGGAUCAAAAAAG
This is a messenger RNA of Ooceraea biroi (clonal raider ant), 2495 nucleotides long. RefSeq names its product zinc finger protein 431. NCBI's taxonomy places the organism in Eukaryota, Metazoa, Arthropoda, Insecta, Hymenoptera, Formicidae. Gene Ontology annotation, molecular function: zinc ion binding; RNA polymerase II transcription regulatory region sequence-specific DNA binding; DNA-binding transcription factor activity, RNA polymerase II-specific. Gene Ontology annotation, biological process: regulation of transcription by RNA polymerase II. The record is from RefSeq and is a predicted model, not a curated record. Gene Ontology annotation, cellular component: nucleus.